Messenger RNA from Musa acuminata subsp. malaccensis (wild Malaysian banana), 1803 nucleotides. The record is from RefSeq and is a predicted model, not a curated record. Lineage: Eukaryota; Viridiplantae; Streptophyta; Magnoliopsida; Zingiberales; Musaceae.
CCAUCUACUCAGAGCACUCGAAAGCAAGUCAUGCAAAACCCAACAGUGGUAAGGUCUUCUUACCACUACCGCCCCCUUCCGUCCUUCCCCAACCCAAAUAUGAACUCCAAAUUCCCCACACCUCCUCCUCCCAUCUCCGCCUUUUUCUUUCUUCUCCUCCUUUUCUCCGUUCCCGCCAUCAGCCAUCCUUCCAACGUUGCCUGCGGCGAAGCCAUAUCAAGCUGUGGCAACAUCACCAACAUCACCUACCCAUUCUGGCUCGUCCAUGACGACUCCACUUCCCUCCGCUCCCACUGCGGUUACCGAGGCUUCGAGCUGAUUUGCCGGAACAACACCCCGAUCAUCCACCUUUCCGCCGGCAACUACACAGUCACCAACAUCGACUACAAAACCCAUACCAUCUCCCUCGUCGACACCGACAUCGUCUCCGUCCGUGAAGGGUGCCCUCGAGUGCUUCACAACCUCACCUUCGAUCCCGACUCAGUUCUGCGCUACGCUCCCUCCGACGCCAACCUCACCUUCUUCUUCGACUGCACCGACGGCCCACCGGAUCUCCACAUCCCCUGCCUCGGCUCUGCUGGUGGAAACCGGUCCUAUGUCUUCACGACCGAAACGAUGAGGGAGUCUUAUCACCGUCUUCCUCGGACGUGCUGCGCCGUCGUCGUCGUGCCCGUCCUGCAGGACGUGCUGAUGGCUUAUAUUGCAGACGACUUACCUACCCGAUACGGAGGGGUUUUGCAGAGUGGAUUCAAUUUGAGCUGGCCAAACGUGACCUCCGGCGACUGCGGCAGCUGCGAGCGCUCCGGCGGGCGGUGUGGGCUCAACCGGACGAUCAACUCCACCUGGGAUUUCGCCUGCUUCUGCUCGAAUGGAACCCAAAGACACUCUCAACUCCAUGCCUCCACCUCCUCUGCUUCCUCCGAGCUCUGUGGCAAGAGCCAAAUGCAUCCAUCCUUAAGGUCUCCUCUUCCAUCUAUCCUUUUACUCCUCGCCCUGUCGUCGACUCCACCUUCUUCCUCGGAGAGCUACUAUCGGUAUGCGGAUUGUGCUCCCUACACAUACUCUUGCGGAGGCACUAAGAUCAACAUCAGCUACCCUUUUCGCGUCGACAGCCGUGCCGACUACUGUGGCUACCCGGGAUACUAUGUCGCUUGCAGCAAGAACAAUACUUCCAUGACGAUCGAGAUCGACGGCAAGGGAUACGUCGUCAAGGAUAUAGAUUACUUGAACCGCCUCAUCACCGUCGUCGAUCCACCCUUCGUCAACCAGUCGUGCCCUCAGCCGUACCAAAACACCAGCCUCGACAUCUCGCUGUACAGCUACAGCGACCGGGACGUGAACGUCACGGUGUUCGUCAACUGCACUGCCCUCUCACCUCCGAUUCCCGACGUGCAUGACAUGGGUUGUGCGACGGGGGGUCGACACGGGUUUUACCAGCUUACCGAUGAGAACCACAUAGAGAUGUUUGAAAACUGCAGCUCGAUGGUAGUGGUGCCCAUACACCAAGCAGCGGCGGUCGAGAUCGGGUACGGGAAGCGGAGCUUUAGCGACGCAGUGAAGGGGGGGUUCUCGCUGCGUUGGGAGGCAGGGGAGGGGUGGUGUCGUGACUGCGUCGAGUCAGGUGGGCGCUGCGGCUUCGACGUGCUCUCUCAGGAGAGCCACACCUGCUUCUGCCCACAUAAUUCAACCGUUGGAACAUGUUCUCCUUCUAAUAAAGCUUCGGAAUUGGGAAAUCAGAUUAGGUUUGAUGACAUUUUGAAGCUCAAAAGACAUUAUGAUGACAUUUUGAAGCUCAAACUUUGA